Messenger RNA from Pygocentrus nattereri (red-bellied piranha), 3187 nucleotides. Its product is annotated as polymeric immunoglobulin receptor-like. NCBI's taxonomy places the organism in Eukaryota, Metazoa, Chordata, Actinopteri, Characiformes, Serrasalmidae. The coding region runs from base 599 to 2872 and encodes 757 amino acids. The record is from RefSeq and is a predicted model, not a curated record. The transcript is spliced from 11 exons.
GUAUAUUUUCUCUAUAUUUUGUGUAUAUUUGAUAUAUUUCAGUUUGUUUCUUAUAUUUUAAUUUUACUUAUUUACCUUCUGUAGAGUGGUACCUGAGCCUCACCAUAAACAUUUUAAUGCAUAAAAGGCCUGACAUCUUGUGCAAAUGACAAACUUGAAACUUGAUCAAUUUUGAAACUUGAAGUCAUAACUGGCGAAAGAGUAAAUACACCCUAAGACAUUUUUCUUUUCAUUAAUAGCUGCAAUGCACAGCUCUGUAAUAAUAAAAUACACCAGCCUUGAUUAAACACAUCUUUCCAAAUCAUGCUCAGUUCCGCCUCUGCAGCGCCCCCUCUAGUUCAACUCUGCUACAGGCAGAGGGAUACGAAGACACAUCACAGUACGUAAAUCAGUCAAGCAAUAUUACCAUCAACCAAGCUACAAAGCGAGAGAGAGAAGGAGGAAGCACUUGAGUUUCAUUUGAGUUAAAGAACCACAAACGGAACAACACCAGUUUAGCUGAAGCUCAGUUCAGAAUGAAGAUCAUCAUCGUCUUCUCCCUGAUCACAGGUCUAGUGAGCAGCAUUGACGUGAUUGGCUACUCUGGGUUAGCCUCAUCAUGCUCAGCCUUCAAAGCCUGAAACAUCUGAAGUAUUUUUGCAAGUUGGCAGAAGAUGACUGCGAAAAGGAAAUGUAUUUCAGUGCUCAAGAAGACCCUGUUAAUGGAGGAAGGUUUUCACUGUAUGAAAAUACUCAAGAAUAUUUCACAAUGUUACUCAGAGAGCUGAACCCACAGGAUGCUGGAGUAUACAGAUUGGCAUGGGAGAAUAGGUGGCCUCAGGAGAUCAAACUGAAAGUUCAAAAAGAUGCUUGUUGUGUGAAGCCAGUAACAGUGACUGGACAUCUGAGCAAGGAGGUCAGCAUCAGCUGUGACUAUGCAGAGGAACAUAAGCUAAAAUGGAAAUAUUUAUUCAAACUAAAAGGUCACUCAGCUGAUAUGGUGAUUUAUACUUUACCUGGUAGAAACUACAGGAAAAACAAUUUUUACAUCUUUGAUAAUGAACAUUCAAACCUUUUCACUGUGAAAAUCCAUGAUUUGAAAGAAGUGGAUGGUGGGGGUUAUUUCUGUGGCACACAGACCGGGGAAUAUCCAAUCAAAGUGUUCUCCACAAUCAAAACUGUGCAUCUACACGUUGCUGAUAAAGUUCAGAGUUCAGUCAGAGUGACUGGCUUCUUAGGAGGACGCAUCAUGAUGAAAUGUCGACACCCUCUGGAAAACCCUAAAGCCAGAUUCCUCUGUAGGGAAUUGGAAGGGGAAUGUCCAGAGAAGACUUACACCAAUGUCCAGAAUGAAUGGCAGCAGAAUGGAGGAUUUUCUCUGUAUGACGACACCAGUGGAAAGUCCUUAAUGGUGUUCUUCAGAAAUCUGACAGAAGGGACCUACAGGUGUGGAGUGGACGUAUCAGACUUUACUGAGCAGUACAGGGAGGUGAAUGUGGAGGUGAAGGAAGAUCCCUGUUGUGGGAAGAUCAUCUCACAGGCUGGUUAUAUUGGAGAAACUCUCACAAUCAGCUGUGAGCACCCACCGACACUCAGAGCCAGUCUAAAGCACUUCUGCAAAGAGGACGAGAAUCUCAUCUGCCAAGACAUCAGAGCUGCAGGGAAAUAUUCCUUAUCUGACCACAGUCAACCAGGACUCUUCACUGUGACCAUCAGUAAUCUGACCCUCAGUGAUGCUGGAGUGUACUGGUGUGGAGUGGAGACCAGUGAAGGGCAUAUUAGUUACACUUCCCUGACCAUAAGAGUGCAAAUCAGCAUUAUCUCCAGCAAAGUGAUCGGACAUGAAGGAGAUGCUGUCGAGAUCAGAUGCCCUUAUGACUCAAAGUAUAAGCAGAAUUCAAAGCAUGUGUGUAAAGAUGAGUGUUGUACUGAACACAGUGAUUCUCUAAUUGCUCAACGGACGACUCAAAACAAGACAGAGAGAUUCUCGGUGCAUGAUGACAUCACGGCUGGAGUCUUUAGUGUGAACAUCAGCAGAGUGAAGGCAGAGGAUGCUGGGAGAUACUGGUGUGGAGUGGAAGCAGGAGAUGUCUUGAUGAAUUACCUCUCCACUGAACUGCAGGUCGUCAGGAAAGAAGUGCUUCAGGUCUUUGGACGAGAAACACUCAGUGUCUCCAUCGAGUGCAGCUACAGAGGAGAGUCUCCAGAGAGUGAUGGGAAAUUCCUCUGCAUGGGGCAGCAGCUGGCCAGCUGUGACAAAGGCGGAGUCAAAGUUUCAUCAGAGAAAAACAGAACUGGCAGAUUCUCUCUGAGUAAUGAUGCACCUGCUGGAGUCUUCACUGUGACCAUCACAGAUCUGAGAGAGGAGGAUUCUGGGACUUACUGGUGUGGGGAGGAGAGCUUGGGGUCCUCCAUCUACACUGAAGUGCAUCUGCAUGUUUCCAAUGGUCCAGCUCCAUCUGUGAUCAUCACUGUGUGUGUCUGUGUGGCUCUGCUGCUGAUCGGAGGAGCAACACUGAUCUUCUUCAAACUGAAACACAAAAGAACGCAAGGCUCCUCCUCUUCAAAUAGGACAGAUAUAACAAACAGUGACAGAGUUUCUCCUGCGGCCUGUGACUAUGAGGAGGUUAAUCACAGCGGACAGUAUCCUGACUCAGACACCAGUGUUUAUAUGAACACUUCACCAUCCACCAACAGCUCUGAUAAGAACAAAGCUGUGUGUAUCUAUUCUACAGUGCAACUACCCAAAGACGAAGGCCCUGCUUACGCCACUGUGAGCUUCCAGAAGAAUCCAGACUCUCCUAGUAAUCUCCUAGUAAGCACAGUCGCUUUCAUUAAGGAGGAAUCUGCUACUGAGUAUGCCACAGUUAAGCACCGCCCAAGACUAGAAUGACCUGCUGAUUCCUGCUGGACUCAUCACUGUACAGUGCAAAAAUGCAGACUCAGGAUGGGACACUCAGGAAUCAGGAAUCUCAGGAAUGAGACUGGAUCCCAACCUAGGAUGUGACGUUUGGAAUUUAUUUGGAAUUAUGACUAUCUAGAACUUAAUGAAGUGGAACCACUGGCGCACUGGAACACUUUCCUACCUAUGCUAGUCUGGCUUUUAUGCUUUUUAAAUGGUCAGCUGGAUAGCAAGCAGGCUAACAUCCAUGUUCUAGUCAUUGUACACAUACACUGUUAUAAAAGACUAGUAAAUGAAUACCAGUAA